AUGUGGAUUCCCGUGGUGCGCCUGUCGGCUGUGCAUAGCACGGACGAGAUCGUCCAAUCGCUGGCGGGGGACUCUCAGCCAGCCAUUUGGCAGGCGCAUCGGGCUUCUUUGCUCGACUUCGUCCGGAGUCCUCACCAAAAAAUCUCCUUUCUCUAUCGGUCCGGAGCGGCUCUGCACUCAUGGGGUGGUCUGGCUUUGCAGGUCUGCGGUUUGACGGUGCGCAUCCGCAAUAUUUCGAAGUACGACAAAUUGUACUUCGUAGAUCUGACUCGGCUUCCUGGUGACUUUCCGGACCGGGACAUCUACAAUUGGUUCGUUAACCGCAUUUCUCGUCCGGUUCUUAUCACCCUAACCUUUGUUGCAUAUGAGCUUAAGUCGCAAAGCCACAAGCCGUGUUUCGUUCAACAUCGUCUUCGCAAGCUUAACCGUGUCAAGACUCCUUCGCUUCGCCGGGUGGCUACUUCGCAAAAAAUUCCCUUGGAUGAUAUCGAUGAUGCGGCUGUGAAGAUCGAUGAUAGCGGCCCACCCAUCGCCCGCUUCGGCUCGGUCGCCAACGAAACUACUUCUCCUCAAUUCUGUCGAGGUGAACGCGCCAACGCGGCAAUUGGUUCAAGCUUUGGCCGCGUGAUUACGCAGGAUGCCGGUCCUGUGUGUAAACCUACUGGCUUGAUGCCGUGCUUGCUCGCUGAUGUCCCUAAUGAUUUGUCGGCGCUCAAGUAUUUGACGAUGGUCGACGUGUACAACACGUACGAAGUUCUCACGGAUUCUGGAUUUGACGAGACUCAUCCUCCGGACGUUGACAUUGCGGUAUACGAAGGGCAAUUCAACAGCGUGGAUGAGGUUACUGAAGACUUUGAGUUGGUUUCUCGCUUUGCUACUCACGCGCUCAUGGGCUUCCGCACGCUUAAGCCGAAGCGACAACAGCUUUUGGCAUAA
Peronospora matthiolae is the source of this 936-nucleotide messenger RNA. NCBI's taxonomy places the organism in Eukaryota, Oomycota, Peronosporomycetes, Peronosporales, Peronosporaceae. The record is from the annotation of a GenBank genome assembly.